This is a messenger RNA of Plasmodium gonderi, 1251 nucleotides long. RefSeq lists its product as hypothetical. Lineage: Eukaryota; Apicomplexa; Aconoidasida; Haemosporida; Plasmodiidae. The record is from RefSeq and is a predicted model, not a curated record. Bases 1 to 1251 code for a protein of 416 amino acids. The transcript has a single exon.
AUGAGGAAAACGUGUCAAGUGUGCAAACGUAAAUUGUACCAAUAUGUGUGUCCUUCGUGCGAAAUUGUUUACUGCAGUCUUGAGUGUUAUAAAAGACAUAAUGAUAAAUGUGUGAACAUUUUUCUGGACAACCAAGUUAAGCAGAGUAUUAAAAAUAAUCAGUUAACAGAUUUAGAGAAAAAGGAAUUUAAAUUCAAGUUAAAAAAGCUUUACGACAAAAAUGUGGACACACUCAAUUCGGACAUAGGUGAAGCAUGGGAUGAACCCGAGGUUGAGUCGGAUGAGAGAGAAGGCGACAAAAAGGGAGAUGAUGAAGACGAGGUUGAAUUAGACGAGAGAGAAGGUAAUGAAGAGGAAGACGAGGAAGAGGUGGGCGAGAAUGAAUCUGAACGUGUGGCAGAUGAAGAUGGACCCAAAGGGAAGAACCAGAAUCACUUAAAAAAGUGGUGCAUAAGCAACAGAAGGUAUAAGGUUCUGACUGAACUAGCCAAAAGUGACCAACUGAAACUAGAAAGUCUUACGAAAACUGAACAGAAGCAAUUCUUUUCAUUCUUAAAAAGUAAUGAUAUGAAUUUAUAUUUCGCAAAGUUUGAACCUUGGUGGUUAAAUUGUGUAAUAAAAAAAAUGAAAACACCCGAACACAUAUGUUGUGGUAAGAAUGUCAGCGAAAAUGUUAUAUAUAUAAUUAUCGAGAUUUUAUAUACCUAUUGUUAUUUAUUACGUAUUUUUAAUAAAAGUAUGGACAAUAAAGAAUUAUGUCAUUGUUUUCUUUAUUUAUCUAGUUCGUUAAACAGAUUUAAUCUUCCAGAAUCCAAUGUAUACAACACUAUUCACAAUUUAUUUCAAAGGAUACUAGAAAAUGAUGAAUUGGCAAGAGAGAAAAAAAUUCUAUACAAUGUUAUAACGGACAUAACAACUAUUUUAAAUUUAAAAGAUCUAUUUCUUAGAUGUUUAUAUGAAACAAAGAAAUUUUUUAAAAAAGAAAUUAAAAAAAUGAAUUCCAAAAAAGAGAAAAUGGAUGACAAUUCCAAGAGUAUUAAAAAACAUAUUGCACUUUUACAGGAACAAAAAAACUUCAAAUAUGUAAAUAAAAAAAUAACCUUUCUCUACAGUUAUGCCAAUUAUCAUUAUGACAAUUUUGUACCUAUUAUGAAACAGCUUUCUCGAUUCUACAAUGAACACACAAAAGAGAAGAAUUCUCUUGUUUCUAAUGAGAAGAGGGAAAUUGUGUUCUCAAAGGAGAACCUCUAA